AGUGUUGUUUAUUAAGUUGAAAACAGCAAAUGAGAAAUUUCAGAGAGAAAGAGAGAGAGAGGAGCUGCAGAUAGCCUUCAAAAGCCAAGCCCCAAUCUUCAAGGAACACAGCCGAAAAAAAAGUCGUCGAAAGGGUUUAAAAAAGCGAAAAGCUUUCAACAAAAAAAUCUGUUUCUUAGGGUUUUCAUUUCUCUCUUGAUUUUUCUCUCCAUUCCAAUUCGUUUAUCGUCUCGGACCGAUCCGACUAAGCUAUUCACUAGAAUCUUUCAGAGAUUCUUGUCAUGCGAUUAUCACCGGCAUCGGCCACGUCAUCGUCGAAGAAGGAGAGUAGAGCUUCGAAUUUGUCGGGCCCUCGGCUUCGGAAGAAGCACAAGAGGCUCGACGCCAUUUGUGAAGAGGAGUAUACCCGGAACCAUGGUGAUUUGAGUGCGGGUAGUGGGGCAGGGCCCGCCAGUACUGAUUUGGAGCUGCGGAGAAGCUCGCGGGUUCGCCGGCCUCCGGUUUUGCUUGAUGUAUCUCCCUCUCCUCCUAGGAAACGGCGCAGGAUUGAGAAGAAGAAGGUGACUUUGAGUGCUGACAGGAAUGUGAAGAGUUCUUCAGCGGUGAGUAGGAAUGUAGAGGAUCCGGGGACGACUGGGAGUUGGAGGUCAAGGUUGAGAUCAAGGGGUAGAAAUGUGGGUUUUGAGGUGAAGGAGGAGAGGGAUUGUAAAAAUGAGGAGACGGUUUUUCCAAAUGAGAAAAGGAAGAGUGUUGAAGAAAUUGGUGGUGGUAGAAAGGAAGAGAAGGCUCUGAGAAGAGAAUUGGUUGAUGUAAAGAGUGAAUUGGAAGUUGGGAAAUCUAUGGUUGUGAAGUCGAAAAGACCUGGGAGGAUAAAAGCAACAAAUGAUUCGAAGAGUGAAGAGAAAGAUAAUGAGUUGCAUGUGAAUAAUGAUGAAAUCAUGAGGGAAGAUGAAUCAGAUGUCAUUGGUAACAAGAGUAAGGAGGAUAACGAAUUGUAUGCGGAUACUGAUGAAGUCAGGGGGGAAGAAUCAGAGGUAAUUGGUGACAAGGGUAAGGAGGCUGUGCUGGAAUUGGAUUGCGAAAUGGGUGUUGACAUUGAGAAGAAAACAGCUGAUGGUAAUGCCCCAGAGAUAGUCAACACAGAGGAGUGUUUGCAGUUAGAGGAUAGGUGUGAUUGCAAUGAAGCCAUCGAAAAUCUGGAAGGUAUGGAGCAUGUUGAUGAACAAGUGGAACAAAUAGAUUCCAUAGUUGAAGGAGACAAUCAAACUGAUGUUGUCGACAUUGUCUCAAAUUCGGCAAAAGAAGUAGAAGAACAUAUAGAGUGUUAUGAUGGGAAGGAUGCCAAGUUGGCUGAGCUUGAUGAAAAACCUCAGAUGAAUGAGAAUAAUUUGAAGAUGGACAAGUCUAUAUGUGCUUCAAGUGAUAGACUGCACAAAUCACAUGUUAAGGAGGGUAGACGAUGUGGUUUGUGUGGUGGAGGGACUGAUGGUAAACCUCCAAAGAAACUAGCUCUUGAUACAGGUGAAAGUGAUAAUGAGGAUUACAGUGGGUCUUCUGCUUCAGAGGAACCUAAUUAUGACAUAUGGGAUGGUUUUGGUGAUGAACCUGGCUGGCUUGGACGCCUUUUGGGUCCUAUAAAUGAUCGAUAUGGUAUUGCUGGAAUAUGGGUUCAUCAACACUGUGCUGUUUGGAGUCCAGAGGUUUAUUUUGCCGGUUUAGGUUGCUUGAAAAAUGUAAGGGCUGCCCUUUGCAGAGGAAGAGCAUUAAAAUGCACCCGCUGUGGAAGGCCAGGAGCUACUAUUGGAUGUCGUGUUGAUCGGUGUCCAAAAACUUACCACUUGCCUUGUGCACGAGCUAAUAGUUGCAUCUUUGAUCAUCGCAAAUUUCUUAUAGCCUGCACAGAUCAUCGACAUCUAUUCCAACCUUAUGGAAAUCAGUAUUUUGCCAUGAUAAAGAAAAUGAAGGCUAGGAAAGUGAAGUUGGAAUUGAGAAAACUUUCAAAUGAUGCUUGUCGAAAGGAUAUAGAGGCAGAAGAGAAAUGGUUGGAGAACUGUGGUGAGGAUGAAGAAUUUUUAAAACGUGAGAGCAAGAGACUCCAUCGUGAUUUGGUGAGAAUUGCACCUGUGUACAUUGGAGGCUCUGACUCUGAGAGUGGAAAAUCAUUCCAGGGUUGGGAGUCUGUUGCAGGCCUUCAAGAUGUCAUCAGGUGUUUGAAAGAAGUUGUCAUAUUGCCUCUAUUAUAUCCGGAGUUCUUUGAUAAUCUUGGUCUUACACCACCUAGAGGUGUUCUUCUUCAUGGGUAUCCUGGAACUGGUAAAACUCUAGUUGUGCGUGCUUUAAUAGGUGCAUGUGCUCGUGGUGAUAAAAGGAUUGCAUAUUUUGCUCGAAAAGGUGCAGAUUGCUUAGGAAAGUACGUCGGUGAUGCUGAGCGCCAGCUAAGACUCUUGUUUCAGGUUGCUGAGAAAUGUCAACCUUCUAUAAUAUUUUUUGAUGAAAUUGAUGGGCUAGCACCUUGCCGUACAAGGCAGCAAGAUCAGACUCAUAGUUCAGUUGUCUCAACAUUGCUUGCUCUAUUGGAUGGUUUAAAAUCUCGAGGCUCAGUUGUAGUCAUAGGUGCAACAAAUCGUCCUGAUGCUGUUGAUCCAGCAUUAAGGAGGCCUGGGAGAUUUGACCGGGAGAUCUAUUUUCCACUACCAUCAGUUAAGGACAGAGCUGCCAUUCUUUCACUUCACACUGAGAGGUGGCCAAAACCAGUUAGUGGAUCCUUGCUCAAGUGGAUUGCAAGUAAAACCACGGGCUAUGCUGGUGCAGAUCUGCAAGCACUUUGUACCCAAGCAGCCAUUACUGCUUUGAAGAGGAAUUUCCCUUUGCAAGAAAUUUUGCUGACUGCUGGAGAGAGAGCUUCUUGUGGUAAACGAAUUCCUCUUCCUAAUUUUACAGUGGAGGAGAGGGACUGGUUGGAGGCUUUAUCAUGUUCUUCACCCCCCUGCUCUCGGAGAGAAGCAGGAAUAGCUGCUAAUGAUAUAGUAUCUUCUCCGCUUCCUACCCACCUUAUUCCGUGUUUGCUGCAACCAUUAUCAACUUUGCUUGUCUCCCUUCAUCUUGAUGAGCGUGUCUGGUUGCCAACGACUCUUUCUAGAUCUGGAAGUAUGAUUAAAAGUGUGAUUGUUUCUGCUUUAGAAAAGAAGAAAAUGCCUACUAAUCAUUGGUGGACCUAUGUUGAUGAUUUCAUUCAAGAAGCAGAUGUAGCAAAGGAAAUAGAGAGGAAUCUCCUGUUCUUCGGCAUUUUUCUUGGAGAUGCUAAUUUGGCUGGCUCUCAAAAUUUUGAUGAUGACACUGAUGUUAACAUUGUGAAGUUUGAACCUUCCCAAAAGCUUCAUGGUGGAAGCCAUGCGAAUCUGUUGCAGUACAUGUCAUCUCCGUCAAGAAAUAAAUCAGGGUUCCGGGUAGUGAUUGCUGGAAGUCCCAGAUCUGGCCAGAGGCAUCUUGCUUCUUGCCUUAUUCACUGCUUUGUUGGAAAUGUCGAAAUUCAAAAGGUUGAUUUAGCAACAAUUUCACAAGAAGGACACGGAGAUGUGGUGCAAGGAAUAACACAAAUAUUAAUGAAAUGUGCUGCUGUUGGAUCAUGCAUGGUGUUCAUGCCAAGAAUUGAUUUAUGGGCUGUGGAGACAUCUCAUCAAGUUAUAGAGGAGAGUGAGUCCUGUUCAACAAGCCAUCAAUAUCCUGAGGAUAACAACUCCUCUGUUUCACAUGGUCAAGCUGUUGAAGAUGAAAAUGCAUCUGGUCAACAGAAAUGCAAAUCAGCAGAGAUGGCAGGGGACCAUGAUUUCGUCCAAAGUGCUUCACAUGCCUGGAGCUUUUUUAUUGAGCAAGUGGAAUCUAUAUGUGUUUCUACAUCUUUGAUGAUUUUGGCUACUUCAGAAGUCCCGUUGUCAGUACUUCCAGUUAAAGUAAGGCAGUUCUUUAAGAGGGAGAUAUCAAAUGGCUGUCAAUCAACUCCUAUGGAGAACACAGUUCCACGAUUCUCUGUGAAGAUUGAUGCGGAUUUCAACCAUGAUUCGGUGAUCAAUCGGUCUGCAGCUGAGUUGUCAUGGGAUGUGGUUCAACAGCUUGUUCAGUUAAUGCACCGAGGAUCUCAUAUUCAUACAUCACCAUACGAGAAGCAUAAAACGUGUGAUUUGAGUGAAGGUGACACUGUGAUGGUAAAUCAUGUUGUGCGUCAUGGAUCGGAUGGGUUAGGUGACAAUAGAACACAAUUUCAUGAUGAAUCUGUUGUUAAAGUUCCCCCGCCACCUAAUAACAGAACUGUCAAGGGAAGAUCAAGCUUGCUGCUGGCAAUAUCUUCAUUUGGUUAUCAAAUUUUGCGAUACCCUCAUUUCUCUGAACUAUGCUGGGUCACGUCAAAAUUAAAAGAAGGUCCUGCUGCAGAUGUAAGCGGGCCAUGGAAAGGCUGGCCAUUCAAUUCUUGUAUUAUUCGUCCUAAUAACUUGUCAGAGAAGGUAGCUGUGGGUUGCAGCUCUGGCAAUGUUAAAAGCAAGGAAAAAUCUGGUUUAGUCAGGGGUCUGAUUGCUGUUGGUUUGUCAGCAUAUAGAGGUGUGUACACAUCACUUAGAGAAGUUUCCUUUGAGGUACGGAAGGUUCUCGAGCUUCUAGUCGCACAGAUCAAUUCAAAAGUGCAAGCUGGGAAGGAUAGAUAUCAGUAUCUUCGUCUCUUAUCGCAAGUGGCUUAUCUAGAGGAUAUGGUUAACAGCUGGGCAUACACAUUGCAGAGUUUAGAGCCAGAUGCUUCAGUGAUAGUAGCAAACUCUAAAUUAAAUGUUGUGAGGAUGCCAGAUAAUCAUCAUGAGGAUAGUCAAGUUCAAUGUGAGGAAUGCAAGCCAGAUGUUUCUAGCAAAUCCAGUGAACCAGAAGUGCUGGAAGAAAGACCACAUGGAUUUGCUGCUGAAAAAAUUCAAUGUAUUGACUUGAAUAAAGAAGAUGGUGACUUGAGUUAUCCUAAUUCUCAGGGUGGAGUUGCUGUUUCGGAUAGGUCUCCACCGAAGACUGUCCUGGCAAAUCAUUCUACCUUGGAAAAAUCGCUUCAAAAUUUGGAAUGUGAUAACCAACUAGUUAUUAAUAUUUUGAAAAAACAGAAUGGGACUGCCUCUGGACCUUGUGAGCCUGAAAAUGGCAGAAAUGAUGCAAUGGUAAAUGGAGAAUCUGGAUUACUGAGAAAUUCAAAUGGAUUUGCAUCUACAGAUUGUGCUGUCAUAUCUGAUUCUGGUAUUAAUUCUGGUGAAUUGACUGGGGUGAAGUACUCUAACACAAGGACCAUCUCCAAUCAAAUCCACUGCUUGCCCGAGACUGCUGAUGCUGGUAGUCCUGAUGUCGACGAGAAUAUUGUUGAUGCCAAUAUCCCUUCAAGCAAAACUGCCAAGCCUAGCAUUCUAUGUCUAUAUCGUUGUUGCUCUGAGUGCCUAGGUACACUUCAUCAUUUGACUCAGAAAAUUCUUAUUCAUGAAUGGGGAUUGAACAGGAGAAAUUGGACGGUUGAGGAUGUUCAUGAUAUUGUUGCAUCAUUAUCCAUGGAUCUUAUUUCAGCUAUUAGAAGAGCUUAUGUCACUGGAAAUUUCAGCAAUCCAGUUAACGAAAACCUUAGGCAUGGCAAUGAAGAAAAGCUGUAUGAAUGUCCAGAGCUGAAAACAUGUCUUUGCAAAAAUUUAGGAAAUGAUACUUUUGUGCCAGUGGAAUGUAGCUGUCACUCUCUGUGCCAUAGUUUAACUACAGAAGCAAAUACUUCUCCAAGUACUGAACUCAGGUUUGAUUUGAAAUUUUUUUUCCGAGACGGUGUACUGGUUCAUAUAGAUCCUGACAGAGAUGUUUCUUUUCACUGUAAAUUCGAGACAUUGUGCCUCUGUUCUCUUAUAGAGUUGAUAGUAAUGACCAAGAAGCCUUUUGAUUGACGUGAUGAUUUCACGGCUUGGAUUGCUUAUCCAUGGUUCCGUUUGAUGCUGUUCGGAAUUUAGAUGUUGAGCUUUCUUAAGAGAGAGAGAGAGAGAGAUGAAAAAUGAAAUCAAAAUUUUGUCAACGUUAGUGUCAGUCUUAUACCAUUCCUUUUAUGUUCUUUGAUGAGCAAAAUUCAGGGACUUUUUGUUGCCGUUUUUUUUUUUUUUUUUUUUUUUUUUUUUUUUUUUUUUUUUUUUUUUUGUUCUGCAAA
Molecule: messenger RNA, 6196 nt
Organism: Ziziphus jujuba (common jujube)
Lineage: Eukaryota; Viridiplantae; Streptophyta; Magnoliopsida; Rosales; Rhamnaceae
Exons: 7
Coding region: 282-5942 (1886 amino acids)
Biological process (GO): positive regulation of transcription by RNA polymerase II
Cellular component (GO): nucleus
Molecular function (GO): histone binding; chromatin binding; ATP binding
Source: RefSeq, a predicted model, not a curated record